CGUCAUUCCAAGAACACGAAUCAACGAACAAUCGAUAAUAUUAGUCAUGGUUACAUCGCGCGCCGGUCUGACAGGCAACCAUUCAAGUUGCCGCCGCUUCUAUUUAACUAGAAGAACGGACUGCCAUCUAAAAUGACUCAGAUUCAACAACCUCUAGAGAGUUCACUAGAGAGUUCGCUCGACCAUGAUGAGCUCGCGGCCUCGUAUUCGUGAUCUUGGGUAUGGACCUGGCAAAUUCUCCCCGGGUCCAAAGAACUCGAUUCUUGACGUAAAAGAUGUCUCCGUCGGCCAAGUCACGCUUCACCAAGGGACUGACAUACAUACCGGCUUGACUGUCAUUCUUCCUCGCAGGAUUGAGGAAACUCCUGUUUUGCCUUGUUAUGCAGCAGCUCACGAUCUGAAUGGGAUGGGAGAGCUGACUGGGACCCAUGGCUUCACAGAAUGGGGUUUUAUCAAUGGACCGAUCGCCUUGACCAAUACCAUCAGUGUUGGAAAGGUAUACGAUGGUCUCUUCUUGUGGCAGCUGGAGCAAGCUCUGAAGGGCGGAAAAGAUGACCUCGAAGCUUCACGCCUCUUAAACAUACCUGUUGUGGGAGAAACUUACGACGGUCUGUUAAACGAUAUCAGUGCAUCAGUCAUCGAUAAGAAUACGGUGUAUGAUGCCAUUGAAGCGUCGAAAACCCAGAGCGAGGUGCUAGAAGGAAACUACGGUGGCGGUACAGCAAUGCGCUGCCAUGGAUAUAAAGGAGGGACUGGAACAAGCUCCAGAAUUGUGCCUGGCGCUGAUAAAGACUACACGCUCGGUGUCUUGGUACAAGCAAACCAUGGUCAGAAACCAGAUCUCCGUAUUGCAAAUGUGCCAGUGGGAGAGCUCUUGGUUAGAGAAGAUGCGCCAGCUUCUGAUAGCAGCGCCUCCGAUACAACCACGCGCUUUCCGAAAGGCGGCAAGGCAGCAGAAGGAAGUAUCAUAGUUGUCAUUAUGUCGGUGGCCACUCAGCAGGGAGGAACUACUCCGGGGAGAUAUUCCUUGCUCUAUCGACCGGAACGUCUCCAAAUGAGCUAGCAACAGAGUCUAGUGGCUUUGACUACCUGCCCCCACUAGAAACGCAGGCGGUAGAGACCGUCAAGAAUGAGGUUAUAGAUUCCUUGUUCUACGCAACAUCCGAAGCCACCGAGGAAGCCAUCCUGAAUGCCCUUUGCAAGGCAGAAACCUUGACAGGAUUCAAGGGGCGAACGCAGCCUGCUCUGCCUGUAGAUCGAGUCAAGGAACUGCUGGGUAAGUAUAUGGUCAAGCUGCAGCCUCUUUGAUGUCUCUAGGUCAGUAGAUCUAGAGAUUCUAGACUUGGGAUCUCAGGGACUAUAUACUUCGGUAGCAUCUCGGUCCGUCCCCGUAUAGCUUAUUUUUAGAUUGACAAUAUUCCGCACCUUGAAUAUCAAGCAUUUAUAAUGCAUAUUUUGAUUUCUGUUUAGAGGUCC
Messenger RNA from Aspergillus calidoustus, 1476 nucleotides. Lineage: Eukaryota; Fungi; Ascomycota; Eurotiomycetes; Eurotiales; Aspergillaceae. The record is from the annotation of a GenBank genome assembly.